AUGGAUGGAGAGUUAUGCCAGGUGGACAGCAAGUCUCUUUCGGACAUGCGUGGAAAAAAAAACACAGAACAGGCACAACAGGCUAAUGAGGCCGCCAACCAGAUCGGUCGAAAAAAGGCUGCCCCGGAGAGAGACCACUUUUCAGAUUGGACGCCUUGUGAUUGGUCUGUCGAAUGGUUAGCUCGCUUACGUGAGAAAACAGGUAACGACGAAGACCACCUUUGGAAUAUUCAGCUACAACAAACCGGUACGUCCAGCACCGUUGAGCCAAGCCCUGCAUUGGAACAGGAUAGCGUGUUAGAACGCCGAACACUCUGGCACCUCAGUUCUCCGGCGUUUAGCUAA
Opisthorchis viverrini is the source of this 345-nucleotide messenger RNA. RefSeq lists its product as hypothetical. NCBI's taxonomy places the organism in Eukaryota, Metazoa, Platyhelminthes, Trematoda, Opisthorchiida, Opisthorchiidae. Bases 1 to 345 code for a protein of 114 amino acids. The record is from RefSeq and is a predicted model, not a curated record. The transcript is spliced from 3 exons.